UAUGAGAAACAAAAUCCAAAGACCGACAUAGCUACUUCUUGAAUACCACCAACUCACCAUGGAGCCGCCUGCCUGCCAUACCUUGUUACUGCAGCCAGCAGACAUGCACAGGGCACAUAUAGUAAUCUUGGAUCCUCCGAUGGUAAAUGUACAAUUCUCAAGGCUUACUAUUGAUCUUAUUAUCCAUCUAUGACUUGUGUUCCCCUGCUGGAAUGAACCUCUUUUGACGUGCUUCGAUUCCAUUGUGGACAGUUUUACGAGUAAAUACUAUGGUCAAGUACUCGUGGUAACCUCGUGUCACCUACCUCUCCGAAUUCUACUCCUCACCUGCUUCAGUCAUGUCGAGCACCACCAUGUUCCGGCUUAUACUCAUAAUCCUUUGGGGCCUCCAGAAAUUCGCAGUAGCUUUGCAGGUGACGCCAGGGUCGCCAUGUGCUGCUCUAUGCCUCAACGACCCAAAAUCAGAUACUCAAGACCCAGGGUCCUCCUUUACGAAUGCAGCAGACAUCUCCUGCACAGAUCAUGACUAUCAAUCAUCAAGCAAGGGUAUAAAAUUCAAAAAUUGCAUGGAAUGCCUCCAGAACAGUAAUGCCGUUAGCGGCGACGAGAACGACAUGAAUUGGUUUUUAUACAACCUCAGAUAUUCCGUGGAUGUGUGCGUUUAUGGAUUUCCAAAUAUCACAAAGGCGGUCUCGUCACCUUGUGACAUUGACUAUGCCUGUCAACCCCUGAAAAAGGCCCUCGAAGACGACGAAUUGAAUCCUGAUAUUGCAGCCGAGUAUGGGUACUGCGAUGCGGAUGGAGGAAAGUUCGCCGGAAGCCAAGUUGAUUCAUGCAUACAAUGUUUCCAGAGUAGCACGAAUCAGGCGUACCUGGCCAACUUCUUCACGGCACUCAAAGCUGGUUGCCAACAACGACCACAGUCAGGGGCUCUCAUCGGCUUGAGUGGCUCCUUAUUUACGAAACUUCAUGUCAACAUCACAGCACCGCCUAGAAACGACACCUCGGCCGUGGACACUGGUACGGGGGCGACAGCGAUGACGACCGGUGCGAUUGUUGGCAUUGCAGUAGGUGCUGGUCUCCUUUUCCUCGGCGGUACGGCGCUCUUUUGGGUCUACUAUCGCAAACAGAAGGACACGUACACCGACUUCAGUUCAGAGUACGACGCUCGCAGCGGAAGCAAGUCAAUCUCACCACCACUGCAGGGAGCCUUCUCUGCCAUGGACACAGAACAACAACUGAGCGAUUACGAGCUCAAAUCUCAGCAGGCAUACGUCAACAACGCAGAUUAUUACGAUAAAUACGAGAAGGAGUUACAAGGUCGCCGGCCAAUCUACGCCUUCAACCCCAACAAGCCAGGAUCUGGUCCUUCUGGCGCUUUGCCAACACAUCAUGCCUACCUUCCUCAAACUAUGAGCCGCAACUCAGAUAAAACUCGCGGCUCAACACCUGACCCGAACCCUAGACCUGUCAAGUCCAACAAACCUGACUCAUACGCCCUACAAGCCUACCUUAACGCCGCCGAAGAUGCAAAGGCAAGCGUACUUCCUGGGCCGCCUCCAGGCCCCCUACCAGCAGCCCAUGCACGAGGCAACUCUCUCAACCGAGGCUCCUUACCCCAUUCGAGCCACAACCGCUCAUCCAGCCGCCUGUCCAAUGGUUCAUCCUCAGACAAACCCGCCCAACUACGGCCGGCGCCCCUUCCACGCCAGGCUGCAUCCAAGAUACCGGCUCUGCAGCUCCCGUCAGUGCCGAGGAUACGCAUACCCAAGAAGUACCCGCCGCCCAAGAUUAAUAUCGAAGGCGCUACGCCUGUGGCCGACAAGGGUGACAUGCCCGUCAGGCUCGAGAUCUCCAAUCCUAUCAUCAGCCACGAGGAGAGAUUCGCUGAAAGGAGGCCUCGCACAGCCAGUCCACAGCGCAUUGUGGAGCAGAAGGUGGUGGAUCGAAGGGCGCCACGCUACAUUGAAGAGGUAAGCACGGGCAAAAGAGAGUUCAUGUUUGGAUAAAACUUGUGGAAUAAUAUCGAUAUGGUAAUUGUAAGUUGUAUUCGAUUGUUGUGGACAAUUUGGGUUCGGGACAUGGCGUGUGGACCGGCUUUGGGAUGGGCUCGGCUUUCAUAAGCAGGAUAUUUGUGAGAUGACAUGGAUGCGAUUAGUGGCUUCAGAAUAUGGU
Molecule: messenger RNA, 2175 nt
Organism: Pseudomassariella vexata
Lineage: Eukaryota; Fungi; Ascomycota; Sordariomycetes; Amphisphaeriales; Pseudomassariaceae
Exons: 3
Coding region: 339-2009 (556 amino acids)
Source: RefSeq, a predicted model, not a curated record